AUGUCUGCUUUUAUCUCCGUCUUCUUGUGUGUAAGUCACAUCCCAUUGCGUGUUGUUGCCGGGCUGCAGUCAGGAUUCUGUGUGAUAAUCAGCCAGGCAGUAUCUCCUACAUCUCUGUUGCUAAUUAUUUUAUACCUACUUCUUUUCCUCUGCUGUUUUUAGUCAGUCAUAUGAUGAGCCAGGCAUUUUGCUUUUGAAUUGAACGGUUCUUCUUUGUCGGUCUCCUCUCCUGCCAGGGAUUUGAACCAGAGUGCCUGUACACUGGGGAGAACUUUAACAAAGUGCUGACCACUCUGCUGGGAGUCAACUUCGCCACCCAAGGUAAGUCUAAUGACUGUAUUUAUCUGCUCUGGGUCUUAUUCAGGAGGAUGCAGAGCCACAAAACAGUCGGAUAGAAAUGCACUGUGUAAAACAGACAUUCCUACUCUACACAUUAUCUCUAUAUUUCUAUAGUUAUGGUUGUAAAAGUUGUACCCCACUGAAUAAGACCAUAAUGGGCUUAAGGUUUAGGCACAAAUAAUAUUUACUCACCUGCCUUCAUUAUCAUGCAAUAUUGUAAUCAUUGACAUGUAUGCUACGUUUACAUAACUAACCUGUCCUCACACUGUAAGCUCUAGUAGAAAACUGAAGCAUUGUACAGCUACGUAUUAGUGUGUCAACUGUGCAGUGCUGAGACUCAGAAUGACCACAUUCAGCAUUGUCGUUUAAAAUACUGUCUGUGUGUGUGUGUGUGAACUGAACAUGCGUGUGUCAUUUUUAGCUGGAUUGCUCCCAGUAGGCCUCGUGAAUCAUAAAAGGUGCCCUGUUCAGACAGCUGGCAUGGCUGUGUCUCUGUUUCUAUGGGCCUCCUGCAGAGUGCCAUAUUUACUAUGAUGUUUACCAUGGCUGUGUCUCUCUGGUUCUAUGGGCCUCCUGCAGAGUGCCAUAUUUACUAUGAUGAUUACCAUGGCUCUCAUGUCCUACUGAACAGGCCUUUCUCUUUUCUGUAACAUUGCAUUAGAAGACACCUGGCUGUGCUUGAAUAAGACAGUUGUAAAAGGGGAAUUUACAUGGCAGAUAGCUCAUUAUCAAUAUGAUGAAAUGGGAUCUCAUGUCAAAGCAACAGUGCAGCAAGGCUAUAAGACAUUCACGUGCUAAAUGGCAACCUGACACAGUCACUCCAGUCCAUACACUGUUUGUGUAUUUUUGCUAGCGCAAAGCUUUUGCUGCUAAUUCCAAAAGCUGUCAAUGUCUUCAAAGCCAUCACUUGACUGUAUCCAUUAGUCUCGUUAUCAGUUUGAAGUUGUCUUAGCGCCAGUCCUCAUCAGAGAGCGUCGAUGCUACAGGCCACAGCAUGAAGAUUGGACCAGAAUUUCUCGCUCGCUCUCUCAGCUUGAUAUGGAAAUCGAAUAGAGUCUGAGAGGGCCAGAGGCCCUUUGCCAAUCUUCAAAAUGUCUAGUGCUGUUGAUUUGGACUGGGUUAGUCACACGCUCUUUAAUGGGUACAAGAAGAGGAUUAUCUCUGUGUUUCUGCUUAUCAUGAUCCUCAGUACUGUGUGUGUGUGUGUCUAUCUGUUUCUUUGUGUGUCUCUCUCUCUCUGUGUGAUUGUGUGCACGUUCCGACAGUGCAGCUGCUAGAAGCAUUGAUGGCCAGGUCAAGAGGAGGGAGCUGCUGACUACAGUACAGGGCUUGUCUGGGCAUCUCACUGCAUGUGUAAAGAGAUGUGGAGUACAUGAGAACCACCUUACCGCUAAGAGAAAUAUAAGCACUUUACUAUACUGGCCUGCCGUUUUCGCUCAUUUGUCCCAUCUGCAGUUGUAAAGUGAUUGGGAAUGAGGGUGAUCUCAAGGUUGGCAUUGACUCUUGGCGGUGCUCUAGAAAUAGUUGGCUGCACCAAUAUGGAUAUACAGUUGAAGUCGGAAAUUUACAUACACUUACGUUGGAGUCAUUAAAACUUGUUUUUCAACAACUUCACACAUUUAUUGUUAACAAACUAUAGUUUUGGCAAGACGGUUAGGACAUCUACUUUGUGCAUGACACAAGUAAUUUUUCCAAUUGUUUACAGACAGAUUAAUUCACUGUAUCACAAUUCCAGUGGGUCAGAAGUUUACGUACACUAAGUUGACUGUGCCUUUUUAAACAGCUUGGAAAAUUCCUGAAAAUGAUGUAAUGGCUUUAGAAGCUUCUGAUAGGCUAAUUGACAUAAUUUGAGUCAAUUGGAGGUGUACCUGUGGAUGUAUUUCAAGGCCUACCUUCAAACUCAGUGCCUCUUUGCUUGACAUCAUGGAAAAAUCAAAAGAAAUCAGCCAAGACCUCAGAAAAAGAAUUGGAGACCUCCACAAGUCUGGUCCAUCCUUCGGAGCAAUUUCCAAACGCCUGAAGGUGUCACGUUCAUCUGUACAAACAAUAGUACGCAAGUAUAAACACCAUGGGACCACGCAGCCGUCAUACCGCUCAGGAAGGAGAUGCGUUCUGUCUCCUAGAGAUGAACGUACUUUGGUGCGAAAAGUGCAAAUCAAUCCCAGAACAACAGCAAAGGACCUUGUGAAGAUGCUGGAGGAAACCGGUACAAAAGUAUCUAUAUCCACAGCAAAACGAGUCCUAUAUCGACAUAACCUGAAAGGCCGCUCAGCAAGGAAGAAGCCACUGCUCCAAAACCGCCAUAAAAAAGCCAGACUACAGUUUGCAACUGCACAUGGGGACAAAGAUAGACAAAGAUAAACACAAAUAUAACUUUUUGGCCAUAAUGACCAUCGUUAUGUUUGGAGGAAAAAGGGGGUUGCUUGCAAGCUGAAGAACACCAUCCAAACCGUGAAGCACGGGGGUGGCAGCAUCAUGCUGUGGGGGUUCUUUGCUGCAGGAGGGACUGGUGCACUUCACAAAAUAGAUGGCAUUAUGAGGAAGGAAAAUUAUGUGGAUAUAUUGAAGCAACAUCUCAAGACAUCAGUCAGGAAGUUAAAGCUUGGUCGCAAAUGGGUCUUCCAAAUGAACAAUGACCCCAAGCAUACUUCCAAAGCUGUGGCAAAAUGGCUUAAGUCAAGGUAUUGGAGUGGCCAUCACAAAGCCCUAACCUCAAUCCUAUAGAAAAUAUGUGGGCAGAACUGAAAAGGCGUGUGCAAGCAAGGAGGCCUACAAACCUGACUCAGUUACACCAGCUCUGUCAGAAGGAAUGGGCCAAAAUUCAUCCAACUUAUUGUGGGAAGCUUGUGGAAGGCUACCCAAAACGUUUGACCCAAGGUAAACAAUUUAAAGGCAAUGCUACCAAAUACUAAUUGAGUGUAUGUAAACUUCUGACCCACUGGGAAUGUGAUGAAAUAAAUAAAAGCGGAAAUAAAUCAUUCCCUCUACUAUUAUUCUGACAUUUCACAUUCUUAAAAAAAAGUGGUGAUCCUAACUGCCCUAAGACAGGGAAUUUAAACUAGGAUGAAAUGUUAGGAAUUGUGAAAAACUGAGUUUAAAUGUAUUUGGCUAAGGUGUAUGUAAACUUCCGACUUCAACUGUAUGAAUGGAGUGCCCUCCAAUUGUUAAAGGAGAACUCCGAACCCCCAAGGCACACCUGUCAUUCUAUAUUUGGACACGGCUUUCUUGUAGCCUACAUGGAAAAUAUGUAUUCUCAGGUCUAAAAGGUUGAAUAAAAACAUGAUCCUGGUGCUUUUUCCCCCAGUAAUUUCCAGACACUAGCAAUACCUCUGCCAAUCUCUCUUGAUCAAUUCUCAUUAUAAUAUCUAGCUAAUCCUGCCUUCCAUAUGGUUGGUUCUCUAUCAAAACAUGUAUAAAUAGCUUGGUGAGAUUAAAUAAAGGUCUUACUUCGGGACACUUUCCCUCCUUGGAAAGUGGAUUUAGACUCGGUACCAGCCGACAAGCAUGCACAGGUAUCAUGUAAAGUCAUGUGUUGGCUCAUUUAGAAAGUAUUCGCUGUCACCUCCCAACAUCGAUCCAAGUAUUGAUCUAAUACUGUGUUGGCUCAGUUGUAAAGGAUGGCUAUGGGUCCACAUAUACUGAACAAAAAUAUAAAUGCAGAAUGCAACAACUUCAAAGAUUUUACUGAGUUACAGUUCAUAUAAGGAAAUCAGUAAAUCAAAAAAAAAAAAAUCUUUGUUUUUUUUCUUCUCCCCACCUUUUUAUUUAACCAGGUAAGCCAGUUGAGAACAAGUUCUCAUUUACAACUGCGACCUGGCCAAGAUAAAGCAAAGCAGUGCGAUAAAAACAACAACACAGAGUUACAUAUGGGUUAAACAAAACAAAGUAAAAAAUACAACAGAAAAUAUAUAUACAGUGUGUGCGAAUGUAGUAAGUUAUGGAGGUAAGGCAAUAAAUAGGCCAUAGUGCAAAAUAGUUACAAUUUCGUAUUAACACUGGAAUGAUAGAUGUGCAAAAGAUGACGUGCAAAUAGAGAUACUGGGGUGCAAAUUAGCUAAAUAAAUAACAAUUGGGGAUGAGUUAGUUGGGUGGGCUAAUUUCAGAAUGGCUGUGUACAGGUGCAGUGAUUGGUAAGCUGCUCUGACAACUGACGCUUAAAGUUAGUGAGUGGGAUAAGAGUCUCCAGCUUCAGAGAUUUUUGCAGUUCGUUCCAGUCACUGGCAGCAGAGAACUGGAAGGAAUGGCGGCCAAAGGAGAUGUUGGCUUUGGGGAUGACCAGUGAGAUAUACCUGCUGGAGCGCAUACUACGGGUGGGUGUUGCUAUGGUGACCAGUGAGCUAAGAUAAGACAGGGAUUUGCCUAGCAGUGAUUUAUAGAUGACCUGGAGUCAGUGGGUUUGGCGACGAAUAUGUAGUGAGGGCCAGCCAACGAGCGUACAGGUCACAAUGGUGGGUAGUAUAUGGGGCUUUGGUGACAAAACGGAUGAAGUCAAGGAUCGGUAGGAUAGUCAGUUUUACGAGGGCAUGUUUGGCAGCAUGAGUGAAGGAGGCUUUGUUGCGAAAUAGGAAGCCGAUUUAAUUUUGAUUGGAGAUGCUUAAUGUGAGUCUGGAAGGAGAGUUUACAGUCUAACCAGACACCUAGGUAUUUGUAGUUGUCCGCAUACUCUAGGUCAGACCCGUCGAGAGUAGUGAUUCUAGUCGGGUGGGCGGGUGCAAGCAGCGUUCGGUUGAAGAGCAUGCAUUUAGAUUUACUAGUGUUUAAGAGCAGUUGGAGGCUACGGAAGGAGUGUUGUAUGGCGUUGAAGCUCGUUUGGAGGUUUGUUAACACAGUGUCCAAUGAAGGGCCAGAUGUAUACAAAAUGGUGUUGUCCACAUAGAAGUGGAUCCGAGCGUCACCAGCAGCAAGAGCGACAUCAUUGAUAUACACAGAGAAUAGAGUCGGCCCAAGAAUUGAACCCUGUGGCACCCCCAUAGAGACGGCCAGAGGUCCAGACAACAGGCCCUCCGAUUUGACACAUUGAACUCUAUCUGAGAAGUAGUUGGUGAACCAGGCGAGGCGGUCAUUAGAGAAACCAAGGCUAUUUAGUCUGCCAAUAAGAAUGUGGUGGUUGACACAGUCGGGCAAGUUGCAGCGGAGGGUGCUGAGCUGGUGGCCGGGGUAGGGGUAGCCAGGUGGAAAGCAUGGCCAGCCGUAGCAAAAUGCUUGUUGAAAUUCUCGAUUACUGUAGAUUUAUCGGUGGUGACAGUGUUUCCUAGCCUCAGUGCAGUGGGCAGUUGGGAGGAGGUGCUCUUAUUCUCCAUGGACUUUACAGUGUCCCAAAACUUUUUGGAGUUAGUGCUACAGGAUGCAAAUUUCUGUUUGAAAAAGCUAGCCUUUGCAUUCCUAACUGAUUGUGUAUAUUGGUUCCUGACUUUCCUGAAAAGUUGCAUAUCGCGGGGGCUGUUCGAUGCUAAUGCAGUACGCCACAGGAUGUUUUUGUGCUGGUCAAGGGCAGUCAAGUCUGAGGAGAACCAGGGCCUAUAUCUGUUCUUAGUUCUGAAUUUUUGAAUGGGGCAUGCUUAUUUAAGAUUGAGAGGAAAGCCCUUUUAAAGAACAACCAGGCAUCCUCUACUGACGGAAUGAGGUCAAUAUCCAUCCAGGAUACCCGGGGUAGGUCAAUUAGAAAUGCCUGGUCGCUAAAGUGUUUUAGGGAGCGUUUGACCGCGGACCCAUUACGGACGCAGGCAAUAAGGCAGUGAUUGCUGAGAUCCUGGUUGAAGACAGCAGAGGUGUAUUUAGAGGGUACAUUUGUCAGGAUGAUAUCUAUGAGGGUGCCCAUGUUUACAGAUUUAGGGUUGUACCUGGUAGGUUCGUUGAUAAUUUUUGUGAGAUUGAGGGCAUCUAGUUUAGAUUGUAGGUUGGCCGGGGUGUUAAGCAUAUCCCAGUUUAGGUCACCAAGCAGUACGAACUCUGAGGAUAGAUGGGGGGCAAUCAGUUCACAUAUGGUGUCCAGGGCACAGCUCGGGGCUGAGGGGGUUCUGUAGCAAGCGGCAACAGUGAGAGACUUAUUUCUGGAAAGGUGGACUUUUAGAAGUAGAAGCUCAAACUGUUUGGGCACAGACCUGGAUAGUACGAUAGAGCUCUGCAGGCUAUCUCUACAGUAGAUUGCAACCCCACCCCCUUUGGCAGUUCUAUCGAGACGGAAAAUGUUGUACAGUGAGGGGAAAAAAGUAUUUGAUCCCCUGCUGAUUGGGUACGUUUGCCCACUGACAAAGACAGACAUGAUCAGUCUAUAAUUUUAAUGGUAGGUUUAUUUGAACAGUGAGAGACAGAAUAACAACAAAAUAAUCCAGAAAAACGCAUGUCAAAAAUUUUAUAAGUUGAUUUGCAUUUUAAUGAGGGAAAUCAUUAUUUGACCCCUCUGUAAAACAUGACUUAGUACUUGGUGGAAAAACCCUUGUUGGCAAUCACAGAGGUCAGACGUUUCUUGUAGUUGGCCACCAGGUUUGCAUACAUCUCAGGAGGGAUUUUCUUCCACUCCUCUUUGCAGAUCUUCUCCAAGUCAUUAAGGUUUCGAAGCUGACAUUUGGCAACUCAAACCUUCAGCUCCCUCCACCUCCAUGUUUGACAGUGGGGAUGGUGUUUUUGGGGUCAUAGGCAGCAUUCCUCCUCCUCCAAACACGGCGAGUUGAGUUGAUGCCAAAGAGCUCGAUUUUGGUCUCAUCUGACCACAACACUUUCACCCAGUUCUCCUCUGAAUCAUUCAGAUGUUCAUUGUCAAACUUCAGACAGGCCUGUAUAUGUGAUUUCUUGAGCAGGGGGAACUUGCGGGCGCUGCAGGAUUUCAGUCCUUCACGGCGUAGUGUGUUACCAAUUGUUUUCAUGGUGACUAUGGUCCCAGCUGCCUUGAGAUCAUUGACAAGAUCCUCCCGUGUAGUUCUGGGCUGAUUCCUCACCAUCCUCAUGAUCAUUGCAACUCCACGAGGUGAGAUCUUGCAUGGAGCCCCAGGCCGAGGGAGAUUGACAGUUCUUUAGUGUUUCUUCCAUUUGCGAAUAAUCGCACCAACUGUUGUCACCUUCUCACCAAGCUGCUUGGCGAUGGUCUUGUAGCCCAUUCCAGCCUUGUGUAGGUCUACAAUCUUGUCCCUGACAUCCUUGGAGAGCUCUUUGGUCUUGGCCAUGGUGGAGAGUUCGGAAUCUGAUUGAUUGCUUCUGUGGACAGGUGUCUUUUAUACAGGUAACAAGCUGAGAUAAUAGCUGUAGUUGGGGAUGGACAUUUCUGAAUUUUUGUUGGCCUUCAUAAGCCAGGAUUCAGACACUGCUAGAACAUCAGGGUUGGCGGAGUGUGCUAACGCAGUGAAUAACUCAAACUUAGGGAGGAGGCUUCGGAUGUUAACGUGCAAGAAACCAAGGCUUUUUACGGUUAGAGAAGUCAACAAAUGAUAACGCCUGGGGAGUAGGAGUGAUACUGGGGGCUACAGGGCCUGGGUUAACCUCUACAUCACCAGAGGAGGAGUAGAAUAAGGAUACGGCUAAAGGCUUUAAGUACUGGUCUUCUAGUGCGUUGGGUACAGAGAAAAAAAGGGGCAGAUUUCCGGGCGUUGUAGAAUAGAUUCAGGGCAUUAUGUACAGACAAGGAUAUGAGUACAGUGGAGGUAAACCUAAGCGUUGGGUAACGAUGAAAGAGAGAGCAUCACUGGAGGCACCGAUUGAGUCGGUCUCCGCGUGUGUGGGGGGUGGGACAAAGGAGCUGUCUUAGGCAGGUUGAGCUGGGCUGGGGGAUCUACAGUGAAAUAGUACAAUAAGAAAUAACCGAAACGGCAAUAGGCAAGGCAUAUUGACAUGGGAGAGAGGCAUAAAGCAAUCACAGGUGUUAUUCGAGAGCGCUAAGACAACAGCUGGUAAUGGCGACAAAGUUUGGGCUGAGGCUAAACAUAAACAGGAUGCGGUACCGUAUAAAGGAACAGUCCAGCAGGCAUCAGUUGUAUAGCUGAGGUAUCAUAAGGUCCGGUGAACAGCAAUAGGAGUGUUCGGAGGUAUUUCGGGGGCUGCUACAGCACUGGCGAGCAAGAGGCCACGGCUUGCGUGUGCUAGCGGGCCGGGGCUAGCAGAUGGAUUUUCGUGGUCGACGUCGUAACGGGAAGCCUGUUGAAACCACAUCCAGACGAUUUCGUCGGCGGGGCUCCGUGUCAACACUAGGAGGUCCAGUCCGGUUGACAGAGAGGUAGAUAGCCGGGAGAUGGGCCUGGCUCGAGGCUAGCUCAAGGCUGAUUAGCCAACAACAACAUCCAUUUGGUUGCAGCUAGCUAGUUGCGAUGAUCCGGUGUUAAAGGUCCAGUGAUUCAGUGAUUCCGGCAGAAAAACCAAUAUGUUCUGGGUCGAUAACGCGCUGUGCAGUCAGUGCAGACUGGCCGAUAAUAGUCCAGGCUAGAGCUGGCUGGUAGGUAGUGCAGGCCACGGACAAUGGUGAAAAACCGCUAACAGUGGCUAAUAGCAAGUAGCUAGUUAGCUGGCUACUCCCUUCCGGUAGACAGAGGUAGAUAGCCGGGAUAUGGGCCUGGCUCGAGGCUAGCUGGUGCUUGCUUCGGGUCAGUGGUGAUUAGCCAACAGCAACAUCCAUUCGGUUGCGGCUAGCUAGUUGCGAUCCAGUGAUUCAGUUAUUCCGGCAGAAAAUCCGAUGUUCUGGGUGAAAACCUCUAACGGUGGCAAGUAGCUAGUUAGCUGGCUAGCUAGUUUCAACUGGAGAUUCUAGAUAAAAGGUAAGUCAAUAAUAGAAUCCGUUCCACAUUGAGUGAGGCGGGUUGCAGGAAAGUAUAUUUUGUAGAAGGGUGAAAAGUGUGAUAGGGAAAUAUGUAUGAAAAAUACAAAAAACGGGCUAUUUACACGGACACACAACAAAUAAAUUCAAUAGACCCUAAUCUAUGGAUUUCACAUGACUGGGCAAGGGUGCAACCAUGGGUAGGCCUAGGUGGGCAUAGGCCCACCCACUGGGGAGCCAGGCCCAACCGAUCAGAAUGAGUUUUUCCCCACAAAAGGGCUUUAUUACAGACAAAUACUCCUCAGUGUUUGAGAUAAAUAAUAUUUUUGUGCAUAUAGAACAUUUCUGGGAUUUUUUAUUUCAACUCAUGAAACAUGGGACCAACACUUUACAGUUGCGUUUUAUAUUUUUGUUCAGUUAAGUUGUUGGCUUAGGUUUAGCAGCUGGCAUUGGAAGAGGUUGUGGUAGAGACAUGCCCAGCUCUGUGGGUACUGCUGGGGCUAGAAGGCUGUUUGUCUUAUCUCUGUGAGUCAAAAGGAGCUGAUGCAUCACUGUGCCUGCAAGGGAGUCCUCUCACAAGACUGCUGCCAGGUAGUUUUUCAGUAUUCGUCUGUGAGUCCCACAAGGGUUUCCUCCUGUCUGAGAAUACUGAGAAGAGUUUAUUAGGCAGCUCUUUGAAAAUGAUUUUGUCUACCUGCCAGUGUUAUUGUCCAACUCGAACUACCAUACACAGUAUCUAUUUACUUGAGCACAUUUGAGGUAUAAUGAGUCAUUACGCCAUUGAUGUUGGUCAAUUAUAAUAUACAUCAAGGUUUCUCAGCUUGUCUGUGUUAGAUUGCUGCUCUGAGCUGGUCUGGGAUCAGUGUGUGCUAGUUGAGGUGAUGUGAGGUGAUUCUGUCAGCUAGGCUCUGCAGAGCCAACAGCCUGCACUGAAACACAUUAUCAUCAACAAGCUGCUAGCACUGCACAACCCAAUGCUUCAACAGUCUGAAAUCCAUUCAACCUAACGACUGAAGUAAGUGUGUGUGUGUGUGUGUGUGUGUGUGUGUGAGAGAGAGCGACAUUUCUGUCAUAUCCUCUGUUUUGAGUAGUGUAAUUGUAGAAAUGAGACAGUGAUUUUGUACUUGAUUAAAAAAGUUAUGUAAGUGGUCGUAUUCAUGACUGACAAGGACAGUCUCACAAACAUCUAUAUAACCUCCGUUACCUCAGAGUCCUUUGCAAUCACAGUGCUACAUGGUGCCUUGUAGCUCAGUUGGUAGAGCAUGGUGCUUGCAAUGCUAGGGUUGUGGGUUUGUUUCCCACGGGGGGGGCAGUAUGAAAAUGUAUGCAGUCACUAACUGUAAGUCGCUCUGGAUAAGAGCGUCUGCUAAAUGACUAAAAUGUAAUGGUGGAUCAUAAUGAACUAUUUAAAAUGUCUGUGUGUGUAUGUUUUCCUCCACAGACUGUGGCACUGAGAGGUCAUGUCCCCAUUCCGGCACGCCCGCUCCUAGCCAGUCCACCACCUCACACACACACGCCACCUCCAGGUCCAAGUCCCUGCGCAGACAAUCCAAACCAGUGGUAAGGUCGCGCACAUACACACACACACACACACACACACACAAAUACAUACUCGGUCACAUGAGUCGUUUGUAUGUCAUUCUGUUUUUAUAAAAGGGAAACCCUGACAGUGAAACUGACCUAUUUGGAACAUUUUAUGAAGCAUGUGCUGUUAACCAGUAAUUACAAAUAUAUUCACACUCCUGUACGCCUGUCCUGAACGGCUUGUACACUCAGCUCACAAAUGACAUAAAUGCAUAAUAAAUCAAACUUUCCUGAUUGGUUAGAUUGUAUACCAGUCAGUAACUGACAACUAUUCUAUGCAACCAGGAGAUGUCGGAGAACGGCGGGGGCGGGCUGGUGCUGGUGAAGGCGCGCUUCCAAUUCAAGCAGAACAACGAGGAUGAGCUGUCCUUCAACAAGGGAGACCUGAUCAGUGUGUUGCGCCAGGAGGAGGGCGGUUGGUGGGAGGGCUCGCUCAACGGCAAGACGGGCUGGUUCCCCAGCAACUAUGUCCGCGAGGUCAAGCCCUGUGGUGAGUAGGGCUGGGAAAGAGUGUGUGUGGUACCAUGCUGGACAAACACUAGACUAGAUUAUUAUGCUUAGAAGAACUCCACCACUCAUUCUGUGUGCCGUUUGCUGCUCCAUAACUCCACCCCCUACUACCUUAUAUCCUGCAGAUAAACCUGUGUCUCCUAAAGCAACUCAACUGACCAAGAGCUACUACAGUGUGGUGAGUGGGCCCUCUCCCAUUGGAUCUCCCUUUUCUACUGCUCCAUAUGCGCUGGGCCACUACAGCUUUGCUUAGGGGAACAGUUUAGGCUGUGUCAGCAUUUCUGUCUCGAAUAGGAUGUGGGUUAUUUAAAUGAUCUUUCUCAGGUGGUUCAGGACAUCCUGGAGCAUGAGAGGGAGUUUGUCAAGGAGCUGCAGACAGUGUUGAGCUGUUACCUACGACCCCUAAAGGCCAGCGACAAGUAAGCUCAACAAAUAAGAAUGGGAGUCAAUUCAUUCAGAUGCAAACUGUUUAGAUACAUUUUGAAAUACCAGUUACUAAAGAGCCUUGUGGCAUUGUGAAUCUCUCCGAAUGACCCAUGCACCAUGCUGUUGUUUUUAAUGGGUAUAUCUGUUCUACUCAUUGUAAUUAUAUGUACAGUACCAGUCAAAAGUUUGGACACACCUACUCAUUCCAGGGUUUUUCUUUAUUUUUACAAGUUUCUACAUUGUAGAAUAAUAGUGAAGACAUCAAAACUAUGAAAUAACACAUAUGGAAUCAUGUAGUAACCAAAAAAGUGUUAAACAAAUCAAAAUAUAUUUUAUAUUCUUCAAAGUAGCCACCCUUUGCCUUGAUGACAGCUUUGCACACUCUUGGCAUUCUCUCAACCAGCUUCAUGAGGAAUACUUUUCCAACAGUCUUGAAGGAGUUCCCACAUAUGCUGAGCACUUGUUGGCUGCUUUCACUGCGGUCCAACUCAUCCCAAGCCAUCUCAUUUGGGUUGAGGUCGGGUGAUUGUGGAGGCCAGGUCAUCUGAUGCAGCACUCCAUCACUCUCCUUCUUGGUCAAAUAGCCCUUACACAGCCUGGAGGUGUGUUUUGGGUCUUUGUCCUGUUGAAAAACAAAUGAUAGUCCCACUAAGCGCAAACCAGAUGGGAUGGCGUAUCACUGCAGAAUGCUGUGGUAGCCAUGCUGAUUAACUGUGCCUUGAAUUCUAAAUAAAGCACAAACAGUGUCACCAGCAAAGCACCUCCAUGCUUCACGGUGGGAACCACACAUGCGGAGAUCAUCCGUUCACCUACUCUGCGUCUCACAAGGAAUCAAAAAUCUCAAAUUUGGACUCAUCAGACCAAAGGACAGAUUUCCACCGGUCUAAUGUCCAUUGCUCAUGUUUCUUUGCCCAAGCAGGUCUCUUCUUAUUAUUGGUGUCCUUUAGUAGUGGUUUCUUUGCAGCAAUUCGACCAUGAAGGCCUGAUUCAUGCUGUCUCCUGUGAACAGUUGAUGUUGAGAUGUGUCUGUUACAUGAACUCUGUGAAGCAUUUAUUUGGGCUGCAAUCUGAGGUGCAGUUAACUCUAAUGAACUUAUCCUCUGCAGCAGAGGUAACUCUGGGUCUUCCUUUCCUGUGGCGGUCCUCAUGAGAGCCAGUUCCAUCAUAGCACUUGAUGGUUUUUGCGACUGCACACAUUUUCCGGAUUGACUGACUUUUAGAUCUUAAAGUAAUGGACUGUCGUUUCUCUUUGCUUAUUUGAGCUGUUCUUGCCAUAAUAUGGACUUGGUCUUUUACCAAAUAGGUCUAUCUUCUGUAUACCACCCCUACCUUGUCACAACACAACUGAUUGACUCAAACGCAUUAAGAAGGAAAGACAUUCCACAAAUUAACUUUUAAGAAGGCACACCUGUUAAUUGUAAUGCAAUCCAGGUGGCUACCUCAUGAAGCUGGUUGAGAGAAUGCCAAGUGUGCAAAGCUGUCAAGGCAAAGGGUGGCUACUUUGAAGAAUCUCAAAUAUAAAAUAUAUUCUUAUUUGUUUAACACUUUUUUUGGUUACUACAUGAUUCCAUAUGUGUUAUUUCAUAGUUUUGAUGUCUUCACUGUUAUUCUACAAUGUAGAAAAUAGUAAAAAUAAAGAAAAACCCUUGAAUGAGUAGGUGUGUCCAAACUUUUGACUGGUUCUGUAUAUCUGUUCUACUCAUUGUAAUUCUAUGUUCUCUGCUGUGUGGUGUCCAGGCUGAGCAUUACAGACAGUGGCAGUCUGAGUGGUAACCUGGAGGAGAUCCUGACCUUCCAGCAGGGUCUGGUUCUUGCUCUGGACGAGUGCACCAAGUAAGUGUAUGGGAGAGUAAUGAGGACACAGUCUAGGGUGGGGGCAACUGAAAAUGGUCCAAUCACAUUACCCUAACCCAAUGUCUAAUCUGUGUCACUACACUUUCUGCCUACUCAGCUGUUUCUAUCAGAUAUUCUGGGGAUAAUUGUGAUGUACACGUAACUGACAUAAUAAUGGAAACACUUGAGUAAAUGAGGGAUAAAAAAUAUAUUGAAAGGAUGUAAACCAUAUGCAAUGGGCCGUCUCCAGAUAUCAACCCAAUUGAACAGUUAUGGGAGAUUCUGGAGUGGUUCAUGAGACAGCGUUUUUUUUCUUCUCACAACCAUCAACAAAGAAUGGUGUUGCAUCCUUCCAAUAGAGUUCCAGACACUUGUAGAAUCUAUGCCAAGGCACAUUGAAGCUGUUCUGGCGGCUCGUGGUGGCCCAGCACCCUAUCAUGUUGGUGUUUCCUUUAUUUUGGCAGUUACCUGUAGCUGUAGGCCGUCAUUGUAAAUAAUAAUUUGUUCUUAACUGACUUGCCUAGUUAAAUAAAGGUUAAAUAAAUCAAAUAAAAAAGCUCUAGAUGGGAUGGCCUCAGGUUACUGUGCUCCCUCUAGUGGUCAACAUCUAGAAUAGAAUCUGAAACCAAACAUACAGGAACAACCCAACUGUUGUCCUAGUAACUAACACACCCACUUCUCUCUGUGUGUUGCAGGGUUCCAGAGAGCCAGCAGCGAUUGGCUGCCUGCUACCUCAACCUGAUUGGUCAGAUCAGGACGCUGUACCGGUCCUACUGCUCCAGUCACCCCUCGGCUGUCUGCGUACUCACUGACCACAGGUCAGUCCUUACGGGUAUCUCAGUUCUGCAUGACCUGCAUCUGCAUUUGAUUGACAUUUCAUUGCAAUUAAACAUGUCGGUCAGUAUAAUAAUGCAAGUAAAAUGGCAUGUCUUUGUGGAUAGCCAUAGGCUAUGAAAGAGUAGUUGCAGUUUCUCUUUGACCCACUAAGUGUCAUACUUUCUCUGGAAAUGUAGAGGCGCAGCAGAGUGGCGUCUUUCUCAUCAGUUGUGAGUGAGUGACCUUCAGUUUGUAGCCUCCUCACUCAUAUCCCUCACUACAAUCAGCCGGGCGCUGAGGCUCUGUGAACAGUUAAUCACAGUGCUGUCCAUCACACACAAUGUAGUAGUAAUGAAACCGAGCAAUGAAUCAAGCGGUUGUGUAAUUAUUAUGUUAGUUACGCAGUUAAUCAUGUACGCUAUUGUGCAACUGGUGUUGUUUUUUUUCUACUUCUCCCUGGUCUCCUGCUGCGUAAUUGUUAAUGUGAUAACAUGCACUGCAUAGACAAGAGAACACAGUCAUGACACACACACACACAGGAAGCUGCACACAGGAUAUCUAUAGUUGUGGUUAUGUUGUUCCAGGCAGGUGAGGCACUUUCGAUUUCACACUGAACUAAUUGGCAUCUUUCCUACUGUGGGAUUCUUUUCAGCUUUUUCCUCCACUACCAAACACAUUCAACAAAUCUAGAUUUUUUCCCAUGGUAGAAUGUUUUCUCUCUUUACAUGGCCACCCAGCAGUAUAACACUGUGUGUGUGUGUGUGUGUGUGUGUGUGUGUGUGUGUGUGUGUGUGUGUGUGUGUGUGUGUGUGUGUGUGUGUGUGUGUGUGUUGUAGUGAGGAGCUGGGUAUGUUCAUGGAGAGCCAGGGGGCCAGUACGCCAGGCAUCCUGACCCUGACCACCAGCUUGAGUAAACCCUUCAUGAGGCUGGACAAGUACCCCAUCCUGCUGCAGGAGCUGGAGAGACACAUGGAGGUACAGUAGGCCUCAUCUGGAACCAACAUGGAGGGCAGUUGCUUAACUCUCUAUAGGCCCAUCUAUGGAUCCAUAUGCAACUGAGAUUUAACUCACCUCCACUGUUCCAGAUAACACUCCGCUACAAUGCUCAAAUACCAUUGAUAUACCAUGUUUUGAUAUCCCUCCCAAACGCAUUAAUGUAGUUUGGUUAUAUAUCUUUGUACAUCCACCUUAAUUGGGUAUUGUGUAUAAAAUUAUACAUUAUUCAACUGUUCAUAAUUUGUUUACCAUCUUGCAGGAGGCCCACCCGGACUACAGUGACAUCAUGAAGGUGACGGUGGCCUUUAAGAGCUUGGUGGUAGGUACAGAACCCCUGUGGUUCCUCAUGAAAUGUUUAGGUAGACAUGGUCCAUAGAGAUUAGCCAUGUGCACUGAAUACUGUAUCAACUCACUAGUCUACAGUAGCAUAAUCUAGUCUAUAUUACCUAACACUACCGAGAAUCAUCACUGUCUGUCUUGAUGAAAGUACACUUAGUGAUUUUCAGUGCAUGAAACUAAUAAAGACAGUCCUUCUCUGAAAAUUGGAGCUGUUGCUUGUAUCUAGUUCUUAUGUUGCCAAACUGAGUCGAUGGAGCAUCACAUAAAAGACAGUCUUCCAUGAGAGCAAUAGUCUUCCAUGAGAGCAAUGCUCAAGGUGAUACGCCCAUCUCAGCAGUUUUAAUGAAAAAAAUAUCUUGCUUCCUAUGUAAUAUGUCCUCAUUGAAAUGCUUUUUCCUAUGGUGGGUUGUGGACUGAAAUAGCAGCAUCUGUUGGAGCAGUAGUUUGAGAGGCAUUUUCUACAGUGUGGCUGAGAGUUUGAAGUUUGCGGGGAAGCGUUGACUCACACACUCAUCCUGUGGUAGUCUCUUGAGGUGUGUGUGUGUGUGUGUGUGUGUGAUGUAUGUUCAGGUGUGUAUUUGAACAUUUCCAAAGGUUAACUUGUUAUUUUGGGUCUGCCAGCCCUAUUUACAUGAACCUGGUUGGUGUUGCUUUGUCAUUUUGUAUUUGUGAGAGGGGGGGAAUCCCCCUUUUGGUCCCGCUAAACUGUUCUCUCUAACUCACCUUUGCACGAUGCACAGUUAUUUUAUACCUGUUUGCAGUGCUGCCAUAUCAUGGACAUUUUUAUAUUACAGAGUGCAAAUGCUUACUAAACCAGGCUUAAAACAGCUACAGUGGGGAAAAAAGUAUUUAGUCAGCCACCAAUUGUGCAAGUUCUCCCACUUAAAAAGAUGAGAGAGGCCUGUAAUUUUCAUUAUAGGUACACGUCAACUAUGACGGACAAAUUGAGGAAAAAAAAUCCAGAAAAUCACAUUGUAGGAUUUUUAAUGAAUUGAUUUGCAAAUUAUGGUGGAAAAUAAGUAUUUGGUCACCUACAAACAAGCAAGAUUUCUGGCUCUCACAGACCUGUAACUUCUUCUUUAAGAGGCUCCUCUGUCCUCCACUCGUUACCUGUAUUAAUGGCACCUGUUUGAACUUGUUAUCAGUAUAAAAGACACCUGUCCACAACCUCAAACAGUCACACUCCAAACUCCACUAUGGCCAAGACCAAAGAGCUGUCAAAGGACACCAGAAACAAAAUUGUAGACCUGCACCAGGCUGGGAAGACUGAAUCUGCAAUAGGUAAGCAGCUUGGUUUGAAGAAAUCAACUGUGGGAGCAAUUAUUAGGAAAUGGAAGACAUACAAGACCACUGAUAAUCUUCCUCGAUCUGGGGCUCCACGCAAGAUCUCACCCCGUGGGGUCAAAAUGAUCACAAGAACGGUGAGCAAAAAUCCCAGAACCACACGGGGGGACCUAGUGAAUGACCUGCAGAGAGCUGGGACCAAAGCCAAAGCCUACCAUCAGUAACACACUACGCCGCCAGGGACUCAUCCUGCAGUGCCAGACGUGUCCCCCUGCUUAAGCCAGUACAUGUCCAGGCCCAUCUGAAGUUUGCUAGAGUGCAUUUGGAUGAUCCAGAAGAGGAUUGGGAGAAUGUCAGAUGAAACCAAAAUAGAACUUUUUGGUAAAAACUCAACUCGUCGUGUUUGGAGGACAAAGAAUGCUGAGUUGCAUCCAAAGAACACCAUACCUACUGUGGAGCAUGGGGGUGGAAACAUCAUGCUUUGGGGCUGUUUUUCUGCAAAGGGACCAGGAUGACUGAUCCGUGUAAAGGAAAGAAUGAAUGGGGCCAUGUAUCGUGAGAUUUUGAGUGAAAACCUCCUUCCAUCAGCAAGGGCAUUGAAGAUGAAACGUGGCUGGGUCUUUCAGCAUGACAAUGAUCCCAAACACACCGCCCGGGCAACGAAGGAGUGGCUUCGUAAGAAGCAUUUCAAGGUCCUAGAGUGGCCUAGCCAGUCUCCAGAUCUCAACCCCAUAGAACAUCUUUGGAGGGAGUUGAAAGUCCGUGUUGCCCAGCGACAGCCCCAAAACAUCACUGCUCUAGAGGAGAUCUGCAUGGAGGAAUGGGCCAAAAUACCAGCAACAGUGUGUGAAAACCUUGUGAAGACUUACAGAAAACGUUUGACCUGUGUCAUUGCCAACAAAGGGUAUAUAACAAAGUAUUGAGAAACUUUUGUUAUUGACUAAAUACUUAUUUUCCACCAUAAUUUGCAAAUAAAUUCAUGAAAAAUCCUACAAUAUGAUUUUCUGGAUAUUUUUUUCUCAUUUUGUCUGUCGUAGUUGACGUGUACCUAUGAUGAAAAUUACAGGCCUCAUCUUUUUAAGUGGGAGAACUUGCACAAUUGGUGGCUGACUAAAUACUUUUUUCCCCCCACUGUAUUAUCUUGUGGUGAAUCUAUUCACCACACACUAACAGUGUUUCAAUUUCUCAUAUGAACUAUACAGUAAUGGGCACCUCUCCUUCCAGACCCAGUGUCAGGACCUGCGGAAGCGUAAGAACCUGGAACUACAGAUCCUGUCAGAGCCAGUGAGAGGCUGGGAGGGAGACGGCAUGAAGUCUCUGGGUCACGUGGCCUACAUGUCCCAGGUCCACAUGCAGAACGGGACCAAUGAGGUGAGAGCAACAGGUACAGGUGUCCCCCAAUAUUAAGUGUUAGGAUUUGGGGACGGUAAGCUGAUCCUAGCUCUGUGUAAGGGCAACUACCCAGAGAGAGUGCUACAGACCACCUCCGAGAAGGUCAAAGUUCAAAAUAACAAUGUUUUGAGCAGCAUGAACGUGUAGUUUGGCAAAUAACAAGAAAAGUGAGGUAGACCAGUUACAUUCUCUGCUUGACAACCAGGAAAUAGAAUUGUUGCCUGUUUGUUCACUCACAGGCUUAGAAUUGAUACAAUUCUGGGGAAAUAUGUCCUUGUAUCAAUUCUAAGCCUGUCGAUAGCAUUUCCAAAUGACUAAACGUGCCAUUACCACACUACUUGGAGCAGAUUGUUUCCGUCCAACACAUUCUGGAGAUGAGUCCUAUAUGCUGAUUGCCACCCCAUCUCAUACAUUAGGCCUGUGAAUCUAAAUUCAUUAUGAAUCAGAAACCUCAGACUGGCCAAAUAUAGAGUGGAAAGCCAUCCCCCCUGUAGUGUGGUUUCUGUGUAGGGGUUGACUAUGAGGAUCUGAAGGCUGAGAGGAACAAAUGUCUGGCUGUGUUUUGGUCAGAUUGAAGCACCACCUAACGUCUAUCUAACGUCUUUCAAACCUAUUUCCUGUUUUCUUUACCUUUUAACUUAGUUGAAAUAUUGUGAUUUGGGAUUCACAUUCGAUGUCAAAUCAAAUGUAUUCGUCACGUACACAGUUUACAGCAGGUAUAAAAUGUGCAGCGAAAUGCUUUUGGGCUAGGUCCCUCAACAAUGCAGUACAUGUGACAGUGAUUUUCAUGUCCCAUUGCCCCAGUUCCCAGACGCUCACCUGUGGGUGUCAAUGUGUGUGUUUGACAUAUCUACGUCUGAUUCUGUGACGCUGAAUGUGUGUUCCCAUAGGAGAAAGAGGAGCGCUACCUCAUGAUGUUUCCCAGUGUGCUGGUCAUGCUGUCUGCUAGUCCGCGGAUGAGCGGCUUCAUAUACCAGGUAACCUAAUGAGGACCAGGUGCGUGUCCUCUGAAUGUGUCCCAGGUAUUGCACUCAAUCUGGGGUAGUGUGUCACCCCCCCCCCUCCUCUCUCUCUUUCUCUUUCUUCCCCCCAGGGAAGGCUGCCACUGACAGGCUCCACAGUCUCCAGACAGAUGGCGGACACAGAGAACGGCCACUACACUUUUGAGAUCACAGGUACCGUAGGUUAGCGAGGGAGCCUUUUUUAGUAAUUUAGCGGACGCUCUUAUCCAGAGCGACUUACAGUAGUGAGUGCAUACAUUUUCAUACGCUUUGGUAUAGUCUGCAGUUCCAUCAAAUAGAUGAAUUAUGGUGAUUUCCAAUCAGUGUCAGGGAUUGGGUUUCCUGUGAAAGGCCUAUAUCUUAACACACUGGUCCUGUUGAAUAGAUUGGAGGUCACCGGUCCAUUAUAUUCUACACAUCAGUGGGUUGAAGGUCAGUAAUGCAGUUGUGCCUAAUUUUAGCGAACCAAGGGAGGAUUUCCUAUGGAACAUCCCUUUGAUAAAAUAAAAGCAAGCUGCUCUAACAGUCAUUCUCAUUCCAAACGCUGGCUGUGUAAACCUUGAUUCAUCUCGGUUUUAAUGAUGCAAUGACUCGUGACAUUCACUGAGGGAAAGGGAAAUGAUACUACAUCAAUGAGUUAUGUGAACUAUGCAUCAUAGCGUUUAUGCAAUGCUAUCAUUAACAUGACAGGUCUGCAGGGAGAACCACUCACCAUAGUUGUCUUAUUUACUUGCCGCAUGACACAGGCUAUGAUUGGCUAACUGGUUUUGUAACCAUGACACCAUAAUCCAGUCCCGACUCACCAGCUGUCAUGGUGGACGUUUAUGAUUCAUGCCAGGUGCCUAUAUGUGGGCUUUACGAAACGCCUUGCAAACAGUUCUACCCACACCUAACUCUAGGUAACCUAGCCUGAAACUUCCCUGCAAAGUGCAACCCACUGAAGUGUGUGUGUGUGUGUUGCAGGAAGCACGAUGGAUCGCGUCACAGUGUUCUGCAGUAACCCCCAGGAGCUGCAGGAGUGGCUGGACCAUCUCCAUGCCUACACCGAAGGAGCAAGCCCAGUGGGCCCCAUUAUCAAGGUAAAGACAUGGCACACUGUUCAUGAUUUAUUUUUUCAAAGAUUCAGAAAGUGCCGUUGUGUAGAGAACGUUCACUAAACAAAAUGGCCGUGCUGUAUUUCCCUCUAGACUUGGUCAUAGUGUGAAAACAUUCACACCACUUCACAUAUAGCUAGAACUCGCAUUGCACUGAACCAUUUGAACAUCCACCGCACUUCACACAUGGCUGGCACUUGCAUUAAACUUGCAUUGAACCUCACACAUCCCAUCUGACUGUCUUUCCUCUGUGUAUGGACUAUGUAGAACGAGUUGGGAAAGCCGGUCAGUAUGGUGGGCACCCCCACUCACCAAUCCCACCUGCCCAGCUUCAGCACCCCCAGCCAGGCCAACCGGGGACCCCUGGAGCCCCCCAAGACCACCAAGCCCUGGUCCCUGAGCUGCCUGCGCCCCGCCCCACCCCUCAAGCCCUCCGCUGCACUGUGCUACAAGGAGGUAGGCCAACCCAGACCUACAGUAUAUCCAUCUAUCUCUUUGUGCUUCACUCUUGAUACUGGAGAGCUGCAGUGUGUGCAGGGUUUUGUUCCAGCCCAGCACUAACCCUCUAGCGUCUGGAGCUAUUCAGCUUCUUGAUGAGUAGCUGAUUACUUGAAUCAUGAUAUAGUGCUGGGUUAGGACAAAAGCCUACACACACUACGUUGAUUCAGAGCCUGGGGUAAAGGGUACUGCUUUACGUCUUACAGUAACAUGACUCUAACAGGCCCAGGGAAAAACCCUGUCAGAUAUAGCUGUUUGUGUGGGCAAAGCGCUUAGCAGAUGAGUAGGCAAACGGUGGUCCCAGAAGCUAUAUAAAAACAGUGUCUAGACAAGGUGGGCGGGGGGGGGUGUAUUGGUGAUAAGUAACUACAUUCAUUCCGGUACAGACCUGUGUUUGAAUGGUGUUUGUCUGGCAGUCAGGUUGACCUGGUGGUGGACUGCACCAGCUGCUACUCCACAGGCUUGGGAAGUGGUCAGUGUAUGGUGAGGUCGAGCUAGGUCACUGGCCGUUUAUUUCGCCAGAAUAGUCCUCUUAAAAAUGGUUAUAGUUUUGCAUAGAUCCAUGAAAACAUUGACAAAAAUACGUUACAUACAUUGACGUAGGUUGAAAAAAUGUCAUUUGUGGUGAGAUUUCACGAUAUUCUAAAGCGCAGCAGUUCAACUCUGAGCAUUACCCACCAUGCUCUCUGCCCCCAGGGUUAAAGAAGCUAUUAGCUAGGGUCUCCUCUACCUCUCUGGAGAAUGCAUCUCCCCUUUCCCUCUCUCUUUCUCUGUGGAAUCAUCACUCUGUUUUCUUCACACUGCCGGAUGAAGGGGGGGGGGAGAUAUAUUGACAUUUUCACUGUUCACCCUCUUCUAAUUUCUCACACCAUUUCUUUUUUCUCAUACACCUCUCUCUCUCUCUCCAUACUGGCUGCUGUAGAGGAUGUCUUAUAUCUUGAAGGUAAGGCUAGAUAUAUCUCUAUCUCUCUCUUUCUGUGUGGAUGUGUGCGUCCAUGUGCUGAAGUGGCAUGUCAUUGCUCUGUUUGCCUCUCCCUCUUCCUCUGCUGUAAGCUGUUGGUUUCCUGUGUGCUCUGCUGCCUUGUCUGUCUUUUAUCCCCUGUACUCACCAAGAGCCUCUGGCAGACGGUCUACCUGAGAUCUCUAUCUGUUUUCUAGGUAACACAAAGCUACUUCUAGGUAACAGAUACAAGUGGAAUUUGAUGCAGAAACACUCUGUCCCCCUCAGCUUUUAUAAAGAAUCAUUGUCAUAGGCUUACAUUUUGAAAAUGGGGAAAAUAUAGUCCCGCUUUUGAAUAGGUCUGUUAGGGAGCUUUAUUGAGAUGGACACAUUGUGCAUAAAUGAACCGGUGUGUGCUUUAUUUUCAACGAAGCAGCUUCUUGUUGCACUUUGGCUAGCAUAUGAUCAAAUAAGAAUGAAUAAAUGCCAAUUUACAGGUUUAAAUUGAAAUUUUAUUUGUCAAAUUACAGGUUUGAAAAUGGGAGGGUUACAUAUAAGAGGGUUUAAAAUGAAUUAUUCAUUAUUUUAAUAAUGAUCUCGUUAAUGGUAAAGGUGAUUCAUUAUAGCAGACGUGAUGACAUCAUCGGCCACAUGGUUAUGCUAAAAACAAAAUGUGUUAAUUAAUGACUCGGAGGGGACACAUUUUGUUUCUAAAAGUAAACUGUUUAAAAUAACACCAGGGUCGUGUUCAUUAGGCACAAAAUGGAAGAAACCUGACUGAAACGGGGAGUGGCUACUUAGAAUUGUCCAAUAAGAAAUGAUAAUUUUUGUUUCCUGUUGCGUGCCCUAAUGAACAUGACCCAGGUUUCUUUGGUUACUGCUGUCCCAUGCUUGUGGAACAUCUAAGACUUUGUCGCCGUGUUUGUUUUUGUCUAUGGAGGCAAUGUGUGUGUGUGUGUGUGUGUGUGUGUGUGUGUUACUGUAGGCUUGCAUUUACCAUGAUGUUUUUCCCCCUGGCUUGAAGGUGUGUGUCACUGUGUUGGCUAUGACUCUGUGUACAGUACCCUCCUAACAGUUCUGUCACUCCUACAGGACUCCAGUAAGAGCCCGGGGCCCAUUAAGAAGUUCCUCCCAAAACGCAGAGCAGAAAGAAAACAUUCCGACGAUGAGUUCCUCUUGCGGAAAAGUAGGUUUGAUCAUUGCACUCUAGGAAAUGAUAGAUAAAUAUGUUGCCACCAAGGAAAGCACAGAUUCACACUCUGCGUGGCAAAAUCCAGUCACCGCCUAACCAAUGACCCUGUUUCUCUCACUGUGAAUCAACACUCCAGUGUAAUUCACUGCACAUAACGCAUAUCUCAUGUGGUUUAUGGUACCUCACACAUUCAGUACCAUCGCAAGGUGAGCGUGAAAAUCAAUUGCUUUUCAAACACAUCCAGCUCCAAGUAUCUGUCACAACUGUCCAGUGAAAUCUCACUUUUAAAAGUUCAUAGUCUGUUAACUCAUACCCAAAUAAUGUUGUUGACUCAUCCUAUACUCAUAUUUGUGGCUUUAGUGUAAAUAAAAUAAAAAACACUUAAACACCUCAAACUUGUAUCUCAAAUGCUUGCUGUUUCCUCAUUUAACGUGAUGUCAAGUUGGCUCAUUGGCUGAGCUGGCCAAUCAGCUGUUUACGUGCCAUGAAUAUUUUUUAUGACCGGUAUACGCCCACACAAUUCUGUUGUACGUCCAUACCAUUCAAACACAGAAAAGCUGCUUUUAAACAUACUUCAUUACCAUUUAUUGGAAGGGAAACUAUUUCACUCAUAUUGUAAUUAAUUAUUGGUCAUAUUUAAUAGAAAUCUGGAAACACUGGACAGUCACUUUAAAUUACCUGGAACAAUGAGAGGGAAACAGACCAUCUGUAACAGUUACCAUAGAGAUGAAGCAGCUAAAUCAGUUGUCUGUCUGUGUGUCAGUUGAACGUUGGAAUUUCAAAGUCUGUUUUUGUGGUUCAGAAGGCUCCUGACUCCCGGUUUCCCCUGUGUGCCUUUGAUUGACAGGUACAGCUGCUCUGGAGGAGGAUGCCCAGAUUCUGAAGGUGAUCGAGGCCUACUGCACCGGGGCCAGCCAGCAUCAGACCAACACAGGUGAGCCGACGUGUGUGUGUGUGUGUGUGUGUGUGUGUGUGUGUGUGUGUGUGUGUGUGUGUGUGUGUGUGUGUGUGUGUGUGUGUGUGUGUGUGUGUGUGUGUGUGUGUGUGUGUGUGUGUGUGUACCACACCUUUAAUGGCCCAUAGAUAGGCAUGGUAAUGACUCAGGCUUACCUAUGUGUUAUUGUAUGUGUCUGCAGCGGUGAGGAAAGAGUCUGUCCCUCAGGUCCUGCUGCCGGAGGAAGAGAAGAUCAUGGUGGAGGAGAUGAAGAACAACGGUCAAACAAUCAUAGAAGAAAAGUAAGAUGGCCAUCACUCAGGAGAAUAUACUUUUAUUAAACCAUUACAACACUGUGUAUUAGGGCGAGGCGGUAUACCAUAUUUUACUAUAUACCGCUAUUGAUGCAUGGACGGUUUGGGUUUUUACUUCUAUACCUUCUAUAACGGUUUUUCAAUGUUUGGUUUGUUAAAUGUGAUAGGCAACUCCAGCGUGUGUAACUCCGUUAUCUACUUGAGUCCUCUUUCUCCCAUCUGCUGCAUGCCACUUUCCACACCAAGCCCUGCCCCCUGUCACUCAAGGAGAGAGCAUUUGUUCGACCAUGGAGGAACUAAAACUUUAUUGCCCUUCACUCUGCAGUCUGCAUGGUCAGAUGCAGAAAGAUGUUGGUGACAAUGAUGCUGCUUUCCACAAGCGUUCUAUAAUUACACUAUUAAUUUGUCUAUCUUACUGUCUGCAAACUACUGUCUGCUAGUUAGUAUUUUCUUAGCAAGUUGUGGCUAAAAUAACUAUUGUUAGCCGCUAAUGCUAAUUGCUAGUUAGCUGGCUAAGAGUCAGAGGAAUCGUAGAUGGCUAAUACAGCCUGGUACCAGUGCCGGGGUAGGUCUAGAUAAGCAUGUUUGUGCAAUUUUAUCUUAAAUUAGAGAGGAAUAGGUGAAACAUGAAUAUGUUAGCUAGCUGGCUAGCUACAUGACGUAAGAAAACAUGGAAUGUAACAUCUAAUUAGGGUCCCCUAGAAACUUUGGCUCCUACCCUGUCAAUAAUUCCCAUUUGAAAUCGCUUAUAAUUUGAUGCCCCCUAAGAUCAUGAACUACUCAUAAAGUAUACUUUGGAUCAUAAUAUGAUAUUUUGUCCAUAUCGCCCAGCCCUACUUUGUAUGCACAUAGAUCUGCAUUUAGUUUUGUUUAGGUGGUCGUUUCAACACAUCUAAUAUGAGGCUUUUUUAAGUCUACUGUAGGACACAAUGGUAUUUAUUGAUCCAUUUAAAUUAAGAAAUGUAUUUCUUUACAUAAUGACUUUAAGGUAUUAGCAAGUGGUGGUUUUGCCUUGAACAUUGAGAAGCAAGAAAUUGUCUCGUCAAUAUUUGUGAAAUUGUUAUGUUCGACUGCCUGGAACACUCAAAUUCCAAAGCCUUUGUCAAGGAACAUAAUGUGACAUUAAAAUAAUAUGCUAUUGUCCCACUUUCUGAUAACCUUUGUUUCUUGACUGGUAGGAGUCUGGUUGAUGCGGUGUAUGCUUUAAAGGAUGAGGUCCAUGAAUUAAAGAAGGUAAAACAGUAGAUUAACUAUUAAUGUUCACUCUGACAAAUGUAAAGGCUGACAAGCCAUUUUGUUUAGUAGUGGGUAAUUGUGGUUUGUGUUGGUGCAUACUUGUGGGUGUAGGUGUGUGUGUUCUUCUCACACGUCUGUGCUGUGUAAUAUUGAACUUGUAUGUGUUUCGUCAGGAGAAUAAGUGGAUGAAGCAAUGUCUUGAGGAGGAGCAGAAGUCUCGUAAGGAGCUGGAGAGAGUGGUCAGGAAGCUGGCCAAGCAGAAGAACGACUGUGCCUGGGAGGAUGGAGGUUACUGAACAACUCCCCACACCUACCCAACUACCUACCUACCUAUCCCGUGUGUGUGUGCGACUGUUUGUGACUGUUCAAUCCCUACAACACAGAAGGGUUGGAUUCAUGUAUCUGGACCUUGGUUAGAACAACUCUCUGUUCUGAUGCUUGGCCUCACAUGCUGAACUCUUCAUUAUCUAACCAGAAGCGAAAAUUCUGAUUGGUUGCCUCCUGUCUGCUGGCACUGUGAUUGGUCAACUCUGAUGGAACCAUUUCGGACAAAGGAGAAAUAGCUAGUGCUCUAGUGUCACCAGCUGCAUCGCCACUCUGGACUACUGUGUCUACAUUUCAAUAGGAAAUCUAAUGGGAGCGAGAAGCCAUCUUUUAGGUUUAAUGGGUGUUCUCUUGCAUGCACUUGUUUCAGCAGGAGAGCAACUCCCUCCGCCAUAACUAGGGCUCAUCUGUCCCACUCUAUGUCUGUUACAGCAUUGUUUGUUUAUUUCGGUGUUGAGGACACCCCCCGCAGCCUUGUCGGGAAAGAGCGUGGCUUGCAUCGAGCUUUAGUGAACAUGAUUGGCAUUUUGUGAUUGCACAUUCUAGACGUGAGACUCUGUGUCUCCAAGCAAUUUCGUAGGCCUAAAAGCUUUAGCUUUUCAUUUCAGAUGGGUGAGACCUAUCCAUGGACUAUCAAACAGUCUUCUAGUUCAUGGUGAGUGGAUUUCAAUACUGCUCAUAUCCAAGCUGGUAUUAAUAUUAGCGAAUAACGUCCUUGACUGUGUUUCUUACAAUCUGCAUGGAUGUACAGUAUUUUUAAGGUAUUGUUACUCAUUAGACAUGUGAUGAUCAAUAUAUAUAUAUAUAGGCCAAAGCUAUCAGGGAUAUAGAUAUAUAACAAAUAGAAAAUGACAUAUGGUGUAUUGCGCAUAGAAUAGAAUAGAAUAGACACAUGUAAAGAUGAUGACAAUUAUGUCGCCUAUACUUUCUUACCGAAACGAUAUACCGAUAACAAUUAAAUACAUGUACUAAUAAUACAUAGCUUUGCGUUAUUCUGGGGUUAAAGAACAUAUAUUGCUUAUUUAUUUUCCAUUAAAACAUUUCAUUAUGUAGAAACAUGUAUAUUGUAUGUAGGCUAUAUGGUACUGGGAACCCACUUGGGGCAGUCUGGGUUUCUGCCUUAAACCAACCCGCACUGCAGAAACCACCUCUACGGAAUGAUAACCUAAGGAAAAAAUGGUUUUAAGUGAUCUUAUUUAUUUGACAUUGUCCAUUGGGGAAGACAAAACACAACCCAUUUUGAUUUUAAGAAUUUGGUACCACAGGAACAAUGUUAUUUGUACGUAGUAAACUGUGUCCCACAAUGUGAGUUGGGGUUACAUUCCUGUGCCCGUUUUCACAGAGCGUCUGAGUAGGAUUGCUGUUCUAGGAUCAGGCCCUCCUGUCCAUUUUGAUCCUUACUAAUUAUGGUCUAAAAGGGAACAAAGAUGAUCCUUUUCUCGGACGCUUUAUAAAUAUCGUCCCUGGUCUGACAUUUUCAUGCUUCUUUCUCAUAUUAGUUAAUGCAGAUGGAGCGAUGUCCCCACUUUGAUUGUGUUGAUGGAGAGUGUAAAAUGUGUGUAGUGCAAUCAAGUGCCUCCUGAUCCCAGUGGAUUAAGUUAUGAGGUACAGAGGAAGUGGCUGGGGAUUUACAUGCACAGGUUUUCUGUCAUGUUUUGUCACAUUUCAGUGGGACUGAUGGCACUGUUUAGACGUUCAUGGGGACAGGUAAGGGUCGGGUAACGAUUCAAUGUGGAAUCAGGCUUUGACGCCUUAUGUCAAGGCCUUAGGUGAAAGAUGAUUCAGUUGAAUCACAGCACUUCCUCCCAGGAUGACAUGUAGUGCAUGCACUGUAAAAGCUGAUGUCAACCUCAUACUGCAGAGUGACAGUAGGAAGUUGAUAAAAAUGCAAUGUGACCGCUCCAGUUUGACUGUUUUUACUUUACAGUGUCACUCUGAGACAGUCAGUUGGGCAGUAGACCAGAAUGUGUAAAGAAACGUAUCUCGGUUAAUGUACAGUGAUGACUCCUCCACGCCCUUAACCAAAAUGGGCCUAUUGCCUUGUUCCUGUUUCCUGGCCACUGUGUGUUCUCUGUAGUCCUGAUGUAUAGCGGUAUACUGUUACAAGCUGUUGUGUUCAAGUCCCACGGGCUAUGUCAGGUCCCACGGGCUAUGUCAGGUCCCACGGGCUAUGUCAGGUCCCACGGGCUAUGUCAGGUCCCACGGGCUAUGUCAGGCCCCACGGGCUAUGUCAGGUCAGCUCCACAUGUUUUGUCAUCUGUACAAAUGUCCUUCAAUAUCAUUUUCAUGUUUUAUUGCUGAGAUUAUUAUUUUUACCAUCAAUGUUUUUUUUCUUCAUAAAGUAUCUUAUAGUUUUCAAUGCCUGAUAGCGUAAGCGAGCACUUAGAGGGUCGGCAGACCACUCCACGUGUAUCAUUUGAAAAAGUAUCUUGAUUCAAAAUUAUAACUAUUGUAAGGCAUUUUUUUUUUGUAGCGGCUGCAUACUUUCAUGUUUUCAGUAUGGUCGUUCUUUUAAUAAAAAUCUUAAC
This is a messenger RNA of Coregonus sp. 'balchen', 28317 nucleotides long. The record is from the annotation of a GenBank genome assembly. Lineage: Eukaryota; Metazoa; Chordata; Actinopteri; Salmoniformes; Salmonidae.